Selaginella moellendorffii is the source of this 804-nucleotide messenger RNA. RefSeq names its product probably inactive leucine-rich repeat receptor-like protein kinase At5g48380. The record is from RefSeq and is a predicted model, not a curated record. Gene Ontology annotation, molecular function: protein binding. The coding region runs from base 1 to 804 and encodes 267 amino acids. The transcript has a single exon. NCBI's taxonomy places the organism in Eukaryota, Viridiplantae, Streptophyta, Lycopodiopsida, Selaginellales, Selaginellaceae.
AUGCUAGAAAGCAUUGCGGUGAAUCCGCAGGUUGAAAUACAGUUUGCGAGGAUGGAGGUGGCGAGGGCCGGAUUAUCGAGCAUGCUCGUCAUCGCGCUGCUCCUCAAGGUAAUUUCUUGCCAGAGCGACCUCGAGUGUCUCAAAGAGUUCAAGAGCUCAAUCAGGGAUCCCAUGCACUUCCUCGACUCGUGGAUCUUCCCACCGACGUUUAGCAUCUGCAAGUUCGCCGGGAUCUAUUGCUUCCAUGAGGAUGAGGUCGUGUAUAAAAUCGAUCUGCCAGGGCUCGGGCUCACGGGUGGAUUUCCUCGAGGCCUGGACAAGUGCUCCAACCUCGCGUUUCUCGACCUCUCACAUAAUAAGCUCAACGGCACCAUUCCCUCCAACAUUUGCGGCAUUCCAUACCUCAUCAGCUUUGACGUCCACAACAAUUCCUUCUCGGGAUCUGUUGAGACUUCCUUUAACAAUUGCACCUUUCUCAACAAUCUCAACUUGAGCCACAACAGAUUCUCGGGACCCAUUCCCGGACAGAUUGGAGUUCUUCCCCGGCUCACCAAGUUUGACGUCUCCUUCAACCAGUUCACUGGGACAAUUCCGUCAUCUUUCACGAGUUUUGGCCGGAACUUUUCGUCUAGGUCCUUUGCCAGCAAUCCAGGGCUGUGUGGUGGGCCUCUACGUAAGCUAUGUUAUACCAAAUGCUCAGGCAGGACCCGGAGUUGGCUUGCGGAGACUAUCCGAAGCUCCUCUUUCAUUUUCAUAUUUUCCAGUAUGUCUCGUCUCCACCAUCAUUCUGGCCAUAUGAUAUAG